Letharia lupina is the source of this 180-nucleotide messenger RNA. RefSeq lists its product as uncharacterized. The transcript has 2 exons. Bases 1 to 180 code for a protein of 59 amino acids. Lineage: Eukaryota; Fungi; Ascomycota; Lecanoromycetes; Lecanorales; Parmeliaceae. The record is from RefSeq and is a predicted model, not a curated record.
AUGGUCAAAUAUCUUGAGGAACAAGAUGCGUACAAAUCUUUUCUCGUUGGGGGCCAUCUAGCGAGGAGGCUCAACAUCGAAGAAGCUGGAUCAAAGGCGGAGCGCGCACGGAAUACUUUGGGCGGCGACAAAGACCAUGUCACAAAGAUUGAUUGCAUGCCAGAAAAGGCGAAAAUCUGA